This is a messenger RNA of Alternaria atra, 3084 nucleotides long. RefSeq lists its product as uncharacterized. Lineage: Eukaryota; Fungi; Ascomycota; Dothideomycetes; Pleosporales; Pleosporaceae. Bases 1 to 3084 code for a protein of 1027 amino acids. The record is from RefSeq and is a predicted model, not a curated record. The transcript has a single exon.
AUGCCUACCUACUUCGCACGCGGCGUGUCGGUGCGCCUGGGCGCAAUGCCACUCGAGGAUACGACUACACAGAAGAUCAUACUAAGGAAGGGCGACGCAGCCAAGCAGCAAUCUCAAUUAGCUGAAAAGAGGCUUCUGAAGAGCGAGUUGCUGAAGGAGAAGCAGGUGCCUUUCCCGGGUGAUGAGGCUGCUUUCCAGCUCAAUUGGGUUGCAAACACGCCUUUCAUGCAGACUCGGGUUGGAAGCGAUGUACACGAAGAGGAAGAUACUAGAGACGAGGAGGAAGCGACGAUCGGUACGCACCUUGCGCAGAUUCUUGAUAGUGUUACUCUGGCUAACUACAACUUCGCAGAUGCAUCCUCGCAUCGCAAACCAAAAGCGCUUUCUCUCCACGUUAACCUCUCGGACAAGACCUACGUCUCGGGCCUCUACAACCAGAGAACCUCCCUCAAGGUCGAUGUUUUCUUCAACGGAACACUCUCCGCCUGCUUAUUUAUACCUACCCACGAUAUUAGGUCCGGAGCGAAAAGCAAUCACCAGGUCUUCGCGGGUACCAGGAUCGACUUCCUCGCUGAGCGACCGUGGGUGAUUCUGCCGCCUGAGCUGGCAGCCGACGGUAGUGCUAGAAAGAACAACACACCAGCUUCGAUAGAGCAGCGAUGGCAACACCUUUGCCAGGCGCUCCAAAAUGAAGCGCGAGAGCGAGGUACCGACGAGGAGGGGAACAGGCCUCCGACUGCCGAUUUCCUCAAUACGCUUGCGACGAUGCAGAUGCCUGAACAGGUGCACAGUAUGCAGAAGCCGGGUGGCAAGGCCUUCGGCAUCAUCGAUGUGGUUGUCACUGCUGGAGAGGGUAGAAAACUCACUAGUGGUGUGGGCUAUCUGAAAGCACCAAAACGCAUGAUUGAUGAGAGCUAUCCAUUCGUGUUUGGGACUGACGGUACUACUGUACAUCUGCGCUCGGAUGCGCCUGGAAAGAGCGAGAGUGAAGCCGAGUCCCAGAAUGUCAUCGAGCCGAACUCAUGGGUCAUCGAUGUGGAUGCAAAAGGGAACAGCAACCCGCAGUAUGGGUUUCAAACCAAGAGACAGGUUCUUCAGUCCAGUGUGCGCUCGACACAAGGUGCAUCACCUGUAUUGUCAUCAGCUUUGCAGCACCCGGCCAUGGGUCCCUUGAUACCAUCGAUUCCACCACCUGUCCAAUUUAGAUCGAGGAUUUCAGCACUCGUAGCACCAAGCAUGACAGGCCCAGGACUUGUGUCUUCACCGAUGCGACGAAGUGCGAAUUCUACCGAUUUACAGUAUCCACCAGAGAUUGGACGAGCGCGUGCGCAAGUCAGAGCAUACGAACCACAAGUGAACGCCAUGUCGCAAGCAGGGUUCGCCCCGAAAACUAUGUGUCCCAAUCUUCUCCCACAUCUACAGACACCUCAGAUGUAUCCAUCGCCGUACGCUGUUCAGUUUUCGGAUCCGAUUCUUGAGCGAGUUGCGCCUAGUGAUCUCAUGCGUCAGAUUCCGUUCGACAACGCCAGUCCAACGUCCAGCCCGCUAGAUCACCCUCCGGUAGCUGUCCAGAACCCAGACUAUCAGCCCGCGGUCUCAUUCCCUUCACCAAUACCAGAACUUCAAGAUGACCCCUCAAAGCUUGGUCUGUAUGCAUACUCCUCGCCCAACCAAAACCUAUCUGGCAUGGGUCCUCCUGUCCCUGGAGCACCCGAGUUUUACAAGCCAAACAUGCUACCGCAAGCUCCAGCUCUUCUUGGUCCUUAUAAUUCUAGGCCACAGUUAGUGCCCUUUCCACCGUUCGACCGCCGACUAUCGCUGCCACUGCCGCCGGCCGCUCUGUAUUCUGUACCUACCAAGCCAAAGCGUAGUUUGUCUCCACAAAAAGCUUCUUCUUCGCAAGAGCUGAAGAAGGCUAAGUCCAGCAUCGAGGUCAAGCGCUUGGUAGUUCACGGACAACAAGAUUCGAUCUUGGUGGACCACCGAUGGGAUCCUACACAGCGCAUCGACGUGCCUAUUCGUCGCCCCGCCAAAUUCCGGACUCAAGAGGUAGUGGCUUCAGGCGACAAUAAAUAUGCCAAUCCUGCUGAGCAGAUAAAGACAUUCACAGACUUUCGCCGGUCGAGGAAGAGUACAGUCCGGAUGGGCACCCCGUCACUCACGUCAUCACCAAACGUUGGAAGGACUGGACCAUCUAUCGUUGCCGACAAGCAACAACCGAUCGGCGCUUGCCAAACGGACGUCUUAACUGGUCCGCCCACUUCUAUUGCAAAAGACACCAACCGAACGGAUAUAGCAGAAAGGAUUGGAAAGGCCAAGCCAGAUGACGACCAGCCUGGCACUGAUACAAUUAACCAAAAUUUGCGUGUCACGAAGCAAAGACCUUCGCGUCGUACAACUCCUGGCAACAACAUACUUGGCGUACAGGGUCCAAAGGCAAAUCCAUUCUGGUUUGAGGACCCAGAAGAGAUCUUGCGCGAGGCAUCUUCGCGACUACGCCGAUCUCGAUCUGUUGUCAAGCAGGGAAACACGUCUGAUAUGAUGCUACCACCCUAUACCGUAGUGCCGGCCGUUCAAACCCCCAAGGUAUGGGAAACUGGCACACCAUCCCCUCUGUCAAGCCUACACACUACUCCCGAGCCAGAGACAGAGCCCACUUCGUACACCCAUUCGUUUCAAGCACCUAUCAAACCAUCUCCUGCUCCUAUUCCACAGGCAGAUGGCUCACCCGAGCGCAAGACCUUUCAUAAACACCGUCGUGGCAAUCAGACUCUAUCCCCUGUUAAGCUCGCUUCAACCCUCACGACACCCCAACUUCCACGCAACGCUCCAUCUACACCUCAAACCUUAUCCACGAAGAAACGCAAGACUCUCCGCCGGACCUUACCCAAGGAGCCUCGCAGCCCCACUCGCCUGAAGACGAACGAUAACCCACCGCUGAACAGGGAUUGCGUCAUCGCAUACGCGGAGAGCAAGGAUAAAAGGAACAAACAAGGCGUCCUGAGGCAGGUCAAGAGUGAAAGGCUGGGGGUGUUCACGGAGAGCGACGUCGUGUUUGCGGCGAGGUUCUUCGUUGAGGAGUAA